Messenger RNA from Nerophis lumbriciformis (worm pipefish), 594 nucleotides. Lineage: Eukaryota; Metazoa; Chordata; Actinopteri; Syngnathiformes; Syngnathidae. The record is from RefSeq and is a predicted model, not a curated record.
AUGGGUCAGCGAUUGAGUGAGGACAGUGAUCCAGACAAAGAAAUCGAUGUGGCUGAGCUGCAGGAAUGGUACAAAAAGUUUGUGGUGGAAUGUCCAAGCGGAACACUGUUUAUGCAUGAGUUCAAGAGUUUUUUCGGGGUUGCCGAUAACAAGGAGGCUUCGGAGUACAUUGAAAGCAUGUUUCGGGCCUUUGACAAGAAUGGAGAUAACACCAUCGACUUUCUCGAGUAUGUUGCAGCUUUGAACUUGGUCCUGAGGGGUAAAUUGGAGCAUAAACUGAAAUGGACGUUCAAAAUGUAUGAUAAAGAUGGAAGUGGGUGCAUUGAUAAAACUGAGCUUCUUGAAAUCGUGGAGUCUAUUUAUCGACUGAAGAAAGCCUGUCAUGGAGAGCUGGAUGAUGAGUGCAAUCUGCUGACCCCAGACCAAGUAGUGGACCGGAUAUUUGAGCUGGUUGAUGAAAAUGGAGACGGUGAACUUUCCCUUGACGAAUUCAUCGAUGGCGCACGGAGGGACAAGUGGGUGAUGAAGAUGCUGAAGAUGGAUGUCAACCCUGGGGACUGGAUCAAUGAGCGAAGACGCAGUGUCAACUUCUAA